Cadophora gregata is the source of this 894-nucleotide messenger RNA. RefSeq lists its product as uncharacterized. NCBI's taxonomy places the organism in Eukaryota, Fungi, Ascomycota, Leotiomycetes, Helotiales, Ploettnerulaceae. The transcript is spliced from 2 exons. Bases 112 to 894 code for a protein of 260 amino acids. The record is from RefSeq and is a predicted model, not a curated record.
UGGUUGGACGCCUCGUCUCGUCUCUUUUCGUUCUGCUCGCACCGAAGGCUGGAAAGUUUAUAUCCUCGGAAAGAGCUUGAUUUCGUUGAUUGAUGAUGGUACAUCGGGCAAAUGAAUAAGAUGAUGCUUUUCCAUCUAGCCUGCCCAGGUCUAGAAGUGGUUUUAAUGACGAAAUUUAAUCUUCAACCUGUUCAUCCAACCUUUCUUGAAUUUAUUUCCAGUGCUGUCUUUGAACCACCAUUGUGUCUUCUGCUUCAAAGCUUAUCCGCAAUGGCUUGUGAUAUUGCCUGUUUGGUUGCUGGUGUGACUUUCCUUCUAAUCGCAUUUCUCUUUCUUAUGACGACAAGGAGAAGUUCUCAAGAUAGAAGCAACUCAAAACCCAUAGGAAGACCUGCUCCUGACAGCAAAGCAGUUGUCAGAACGUUUGCCUCGAGAAAAAUUAAGGCGUCACCAGAUGAGGUAUAUUCUGCUAUGAUAGACUACAAAUCGUACCCAAAGUGGUCUUCGUUUGCCAUUUACGAGUGGGAGGACACCAGCGAAGCUAGUGUACCACCGGUUGGGAGCAAAGGUAACUUUAAGGUGCUCGUUGAUGAAGUUACAAGAAACGUUCCCAUCAGAUUAAACAUAUUGGACAUAAAGAACAGAUUGAUCACCGAAGAGAGCAUAUCAUACCCAGCUUGGCUUCUGAAAUCGGAACGUAUUCAGAAGGUUGUUCCACUAGAUGGAGAACCGGUAUUCUGCGAAUAUCGUACACAGCACAAUUUAUUUGGUCUUGCUUCUUAUUACCUACUUCUUACUUCUAGAGGGGAUCUGGAAGAUCUUCAGACGCAAUAUGCAGGAGAACUCAAGUGCUACAUCGAAUCACAGAACUUGUUCAAAGAUUCCAAGAGAUGA